GGCGCACUUCCGGUCUCUAUGGCUGCAACUUCAUCCGGGCCGGGCUUCUCUGGUUCGUUGUCUCAGCUGCUCUGGAGGAUUCAGACCCGAUUAGUGAAGUACCUCUGAUCCAACCAUGACCAGGUGGGCUAGAGUUACUACUUCAAAUAGUAAGCGACCCCUGUCAGCAACAUCAUGGGAGGACAUGAAGAAGGGGUCUGUGGAGAGAGCAGACCAAAGCCUUCCAAAUCGUAAGCAGUGUCAAAGCAGUGGGCUGUCCCUUAGAAAUGACUCACCUCAAGCAAAACGCAAAAAGAACAAAAAGAAAAAAGAGUACUUGAAUGAAGAUGUGAACGGAUUCAUGGAAUACCUGAAGCAGAACUCACAGGUGCUUCACAAUGGACAGCUGAUAGCAGCCGACAGCCGGGAAGUGAGGGAAGAAAUUGCCCUGGCCUUAAAGAAGGACAGUCGACGGGAAGGAAGGCGGCUAAAGAGACAGGCGGCAAAGAAGAAUGCAAUGGUGUGUUUCCAUUGUCGACAACCUGGCCACGGAAUUGCUGACUGCCCAGCUGUACUAGAGAGUCAGGACAUGGGCACCGGCAUUUGUUACCGCUGUGGGUCCACGGAGCACGAGAUGACCAAGUGCAGAGCUAAAGUAGACCCCGCGCUUGGUGAAUUUCCUUUUGCAAAAUGUUUUGUCUGCGGAGAAAUGGGACACUUGUCCAGAUCCUGCCCUGAUAAUACCAAAGGAGUCUAUGCUGAUGGUGGCGGCUGUAAACUCUGUGGCUCCGUGGAACAUUUUAAGAAAGAUUGCCCAGAAAAUCAGAACUCAGAUCGGAUCAUCACGGUUGGUCGCUGGGCAAAGGGAAUGAGUGCAGACUAUGAAGACGUGCUGGAUGUGCCCAAACUGCAGAAACCUAAAACCAAAGUACCCAAAGUUGUUAAUUUUUGAUACUAAUUGGUACAGUUGUUAAUUNCCACCUCAAGGUUACUUUCCAAAGUCAGCCUUUAGAGAUAGAAGCUGGGCACCUGUGGAGGCAAACCUGUGUUACAGACACCACUCUGACCUUGGUGGGCUUAGCUUGCCUACAGUCAAUCUAUCAAGGAGUACAGGGGAUUAAUUACACUCUCUAGAAAUGUGUGUGUGUGUGUGUGUGUGUGUGUGUGUGUGGUCUGUCUAUCUGUCUGUGUGUCUGUCUGUAUUUGAAGCAGAUUCUAUGUAGCCCAGGUUGGCUUCAAACUAAUAACCCUGCUCCAGCAUCCAGAGUACUGUGCCUAAGAGCAUCUUUUAACAGAUGGAACUUAGAAAUGACUAAAUGCCUCUAUACCUGAUUAUAGCAGUCAUCACUAUAAAUGUAGAUUAUGAAUCAAAAUUGACCCCUAAACAAAGCACAUGCUUUUCAGCUUGUGAAUCAAAAAAUAUUUUGUUAUAUGCUCUUAAUUCAGAGUAUCAAUUUUUUGUAAUAGAAAUUUAUUUAUAUGUUGUCACAAAAUCUGUAAUUCUUAGUACUGAAUAAAAUUAUAUCAACUGUUU
Molecule: messenger RNA, 1513 nt
Organism: Mus caroli (Ryukyu mouse)
Lineage: Eukaryota; Metazoa; Chordata; Mammalia; Rodentia; Muridae
Gene: Zcchc9
Product: zinc finger CCHC-type containing 9
Cellular component (GO): nucleolus
Molecular function (GO): nucleic acid binding; zinc ion binding
Source: RefSeq, a predicted model, not a curated record